AUGUCCGACAGCACCCACCGCGAGAGAUCCUGCUGCGGCAGCCUGUUCACCUUCCUCGUCGCCGCCGGCUUCGUCAUCCUCAUCUACUGGGCCAUCUUCCAGCCGCACCACAUCCGCGCGACGGUCAGCUCCGCCACGCUCGCCAACCUCACCGUGGCCCGCGACAACGCCACCGUCUCCUACCGCCUCACCGUCGGGCUCGAGCUCUACAACCCCAGCCUCCGCGUGCCCAUCUACUACGACGCGCUCGACGCCGAGCUCCGCGCCGGCGGCGGCGGCGCCCCCCUCGGCGGCCCCGCUGCCCGCGUCGCCUCCUCCCCGGCGGAGUUCCUGCAGCGCAGGAAGAGCGCCGACACGGUCAGGCUGGAGUUCGACGGGAGCGGCGGCGUCGGCGUCCCCGGCGACGUCGCCGGGGAGCUGGCGAGGGGGGCGGGCGCGGGGGCCGUGAGCUUUGAGGUGGACGUGGAUGCGCGGGUGCGCUACAGGUUCGCCAGCAUCAAGAUCCGCCAGAAGCCGAGGAUUUGGUGCUGGCUCACGGUUCCGGUCAAGCCGGAGGGUGGCGUCGGCGUCGGCGGCGCUCUGGCCUCCGGCGAGCGUUGUAGCGUUAAGUACUGA
This is a messenger RNA of Triticum turgidum subsp. durum (durum wheat), 615 nucleotides long. The record is from the annotation of a GenBank genome assembly. NCBI's taxonomy places the organism in Eukaryota, Viridiplantae, Streptophyta, Magnoliopsida, Poales, Poaceae.